Molecule: messenger RNA, 1728 nt
Organism: Venturia canescens
Lineage: Eukaryota; Metazoa; Arthropoda; Insecta; Hymenoptera; Ichneumonidae
Exons: 8
Coding region: 389-1342 (317 amino acids)
Source: RefSeq, a predicted model, not a curated record
GAAUGUCAGGAUGGACGGAAUCGUGUUUCACAGAGACCCAGCCCAUCAGUCUCACCGCAGAUCGCAGCCUGCGAGGGCAAACCUGUGCCCUUAAAUAUUGAUCGAUUUUUAACCCGGUUAAACUGAUCGCGAAAGCGAUAUUGUUCCGUUUAUUUACGUUCUCUUUUCGAAUAAACCUCAAACAAGCAUCGUAAAAAUUCGAAUUUAUUAAAAGCCUGUGGUUAUUCACGUUUGUUAGAAAUAUUAAUAGCUCAGCUAAAUUAUGCCACCUAUUGCCAGUCAGUAGAGGGCUGCGGAGUAAACAACGCACCCUUAAAUUUUACUUUUUUGGAAAAUCCUCGAGAAAAUUUUUUUAUGCAAAACAUUCGUUUGCCAUUAUUAAUUCGAUAUGAAAACCUGGCCAAAAUCGAACUGGUACUCCCAAUUUUUCAUCGGCAGUUUCCUUCUGUUUAUUCAUCUUGAAAACGUUCAACUAGUCAAUGCUCAGAAUUCUGAGACGACAGUGGCAGCAGAAGGGGCCAAGAAAGGACACAAUCCCGAUGACGUUCGACAGCAUCACUGUUGCGCGAGACACGAAAAAAUGAUUGACGUUGGCGAAGGCAUAUCCAGAGAAGUAAUUCGAAUCGAUGCUGGGCACUGUCGCAUGCAAUGUCCGAAACACGUGUCCGACGAUCCUGGGGACGCCAGUCGACCAGCUGUUACGACAUGUAGCGCACAGAAUUCACACUGCCACCCGAGAGCAGCUCGUCUCGAAAGAGUCUCGACCCUCCAAGGGGUCAAGGUCAUCGAAGCGGUCGACACUUGUGACUGCUCGAUAAACUUUAUUGACUGCAGACGAGAAUCUUUGACGCAUCUCGUCCACUCCGGCACCCCCCACCAGGUCGUCAUCGACGUCGGGGUUUGCAUGGGCUUCUGCAGCACAAAUCUCGGCAGCUGCAAACCACUGAGAAAUCGCACGAUCAGCGUUCCCGGCCCGAAUGGUGACGAAGUUUAUCAGGUUAUCGGGGAAUGCAGGUGUGCCGGAAAUUGCUACAGGAUGGAUCACACCGAGAGUGUAUUGGAUUUCAGUGAAAUCGAGAUCAAAGACGGGACAAACACGACCGACGUAAAGCCACUAGUGAAGGUCCGUCAAAUCAACGUGGGCCAAUGCGUUGGUUCCUGUCCCGGAAACGAGACGGAAACUUGCCUGUUGCGGGACAAAAAAAAGCCGAGUAGGUGCUUGGCGGGCUUGUAUUCGAAGCAGCACACGUGCACGCCCGCGAGUUUCAAAGUCCACGAGUACAGAACACGGAGAGGAUCGAGGCGAGAAAUAAUACAGAUAUCCGAGUGUGCCUGCAUCUAAAACUGCCCACGACGACAUCGGAAGAAUGCACGAGACAAACCGUCACGAAACUCGUGUUAUUGAAAUAUCAAGUGACACAGUUUUGUCAUUAUCACAACGAUAGAGACGAAAACUAAUUUAACGAACCGUCGCAAAUUCUUCAAUUUAGUUAACACUGAUAAUAGAAGUAAAUUGACGAUUUAUCUCAGUUCUUGAACUGUACGUUGACGACGUCGAUGUAUCGGUUUUAUUACGCUUGAAUAAGGAGCUUAUGAAUUUCUACUUGUUUUCGUAGAUUUAAGACUUGCAGUGAAACUUUUUCUGCCAAAAACCCUUCGGACCUCCAAAGAGGAAAAUAUUUGUGUAAAGUCUCAUUAAAUAAAGUUUUGUGACUUUUUGCAUCGAAA